GUAGAGUCGUCGGCGGAGGAUGUAGAAAUUUGUAAUGUAUCCUUGAAAAGGAGUGUACAGGUCUUAGCGUACGCGGUAUCUGUUGAAAUUUAGAUACUACAUCAUCACGAGAUCAACUGUAUUUGGAUCGAUUUCCCAAUUUCACGUUUGCAGUGUUCUCAAGAGUACGUGAUGGGGGAGCCAUUCUACAUCACUAUUGUGCUCUUCCUCUUAUCAGUGGUAGCAUGGACAUAUUUCAUUUUCACUUACAUACCAUGGUACCUCUGUACACUUUGGAGUCGUUAUCGAGGAAGUCGUAUAAAAGCUGUUCCAGUAUCGGAAGAUGACAACUCGGUUACUUUCAGAGCAUCCGAUAACCCAGAUCGCCUGACAACAACUUUGUUUGAAGACUGCAGAACCCUCAAUGACCUGUUCACGAGAUCAGUCAGCAAGUGGGGACACAAGAAAUGUCUUGGAACAAGAGAUUUGCUGAAAGAAGAAGAUGAAUUGCAGUCUAAUGGCAGGGUCUUUAAAAAGGUCAUUCUUGGUGAAUACCAAUGGGAGAGUUUUGAUCAGGUUGAUAAAAGAGUGGAGAACUUUGGAGCUGGCCUCAAUGUUUUGGGACUGAAACCUCGUCAGAAUGUUGUUGUAUAUGCUGAGACACGUGCUGAAUUCAUGAUCACAAUGCAAGCAUGUUUCAGAUACAAUUUCCCAGUGGUGACUUUAUAUGCUACUCUUGGAGAAGACGGUGUGUGUUACGGAAUAAAUGAAACUGAGGUCACACAUGUGGUCACAAGUGCAGGCCAACUGUCAAAACUUAAAAAUAUCACUGAUCGUUUACCUAAAGUACGUCAUAUUAUUUACAUGGAAGAUCAGUUAAAAGCAGCGGAUACCUCGGGUUUCCCAUCUAGAAUUGAUCUACAUAGUUUUAGAAAAGUUGAAAAGCUUGGUGAAAAUAACCAAAAUGGUCGGCAGAAACCAAGGCCACAAGAUAUUGCAGUUAUAAUGUACACUAGUGGUUCAACUGGCACCCCUAAAGGAGUAAUGAUAUCCCAUUCUAAUCUAAUGUCAGGAUUAUCUGGACAGGUUCAGAAAGUCUAUGGAUUAAGUUCACGUGAUGUUUUCAUUGCGUAUUUACCAGCGGCUCAUGUAUUGGAACUAGCUGCUGAGCUUGCUGUCAUAAGUCAUGGUGCUUGUAUCGGUUACUCAACACCGUUAACUCUGACUGAUAACUCUAGUAAAAUAAAACGUGGUACGAAAGGAGAUGUGGCUGUCCUGAGACCAACUCUGAUGACCACUGUGCCUGUAAUUCUUGACAGAGUUUACAAGGGUGUUAUGGAGAAAGUAAAUGAAGGUAGUCCAUUUCAAAAAGCACUAUUUCAUUGGGCUUUUAAUUAUAAAGUGAAACAAGUGGAAAAGCACUUUGAUACGCCAUUUAUUAACAGGGUGGUGUUCCAUAAGAUCCGAAGUUUGCUUGGAGGCCGAUUACGUUUUAUGUUAUGUGGUGGCGCUCCUUUGUCACCGGCAACACAGCGUUUCAUGAAUAUCUGUUUCUGUUGUCCCAUGUUACAAGGCUAUGGUUUGACAGAGACAUGUGGAGCAGGUACCAUUGUUGAAGCUGAUGACGUUACAACAGGUACCGUGGGACCUCCACUGUGGUGUAAUGAUAUCAAACUAAUUGACUGGGUUGAAGAUCGUAAGAAAGACUUAGUUAAGUUGCAAGCAGGAGAGUAUGUUUCUCUGAGCAAAGUAGAAGCGUCUUUGAAGACUGAUCCAUUGGUAGAUAACAUAUGUGCAUAUGCCAAUAGUGCUAAGACGUAUGCUAUAGCAUUUGUAGUUCCCAACCAGAAGAAUUUAAGGGCAGUGGCUGUUGACAAGUAUGGUAUACGUGCCGAUAUAACUUGGGAGGAACUUUGUGAGAAUAGAGACAUGGAAAGAGAAGUUGUCAAAUCGAUUCUAGUCACAUCUAAUAAGGCCAAGCUUGAGAAGUUUGAAAUUCCUGCUAAGAUCAAACUAUGUCCAGAAGUGUGGACACCUGAUGCAGGACUGGUGACAGAGGCAUUUAAAUUGAAGCGUAGAGAGUUGAACAAAUUCUAUCAGGCAGACAUUGAUAGGUUAUAUGGAUAGUGACAGUAGAGGGCGCUCUAACCAAUACCUAGCAAAGCAUAUGAAGGGCUUCCCCAUUAAGAAAGUGGGCUGGAAGAUUUUUGAGAGUAAAGAGAAGUUAAAAAACAAAUCCAUAUGACUGCAUAAUGUAAACUAAUUGAGAAAAUUGUGAAUAAAAAAAAUCAGACAUAUGUGAAUAAAAUAUAUUUGUAAAAUACCAAAUUUCUCCAGUACCACCCCAAGAUUUAAAUUGGGUAACCUUAAUAAAACUUCUUGUAUUACAAAAGGUAAACCAGAUUUUUUUUCACUGUGCACAGCUAGAUAUGGUACACAGAAACCUACAUGCAAAUUAAUCUUUCUUUAUUAUUGUGGCGUAUUCACUCUUGCACUGUACUCUUUCUCUCUGAAUUAUAUUGGCAUUGUAAGAUGUUUCAGAUUUAUAGUCCCUUCCAAUAUUAAAUAAAAUAGUCUAUUGUAUAUUCAUGAUGGUUUUUUCACAACCAUAUUGACUAGUCUGUUCAGUGGUAGUAAUUUAUUUGUACAUGUACUCAUUCUCCAUUUUUUUACAUGCAUUGGACUGAACUAAAGUCAGUCACUAGCGUCUCACAAUAUAAUCAAAAUAAUGCAUGAAUAAUUGUAUAUUUCAAUUGAUUCUGUCAGUAUUCCUUUGAUAUUAAAACUUUGAGUGGAUUACCAAAUUUUUAGUACUUUACAUUAAAGUAACCGCCACUGAAAUGAACUUCUGCUUGGUCAGUAAACUAAUAUUAUUUUCUAGAAUGAUUAAAACCAUAAGCCCACUUUUUUUUUGCAAAUAUGGAAAAGUUGUUUUAAAAAUCCACUCAAAAUACUUUCCACUCUUGUAUAUAGAUAUAAUGUUGCCAUAUUUGUGUAGAGGCAUUGCUUUCUUAAUCUCAUUAAUGGUAAUGUGUUAUUAAACUUUGCAUUUA
Molecule: messenger RNA, 3032 nt
Organism: Saccoglossus kowalevskii
Lineage: Eukaryota; Metazoa; Hemichordata; Enteropneusta; Harrimaniidae
Product: fatty acid CoA ligase Acsl3-like
Biological process (GO): long-chain fatty acid metabolic process; long-chain fatty-acyl-CoA metabolic process; neuron differentiation
Cellular component (GO): endoplasmic reticulum; lipid droplet; plasma membrane
Molecular function (GO): long-chain fatty acid-CoA ligase activity
Source: RefSeq, a predicted model, not a curated record